UUUACCUCUGCUAGUCCCAUCAGCACUUGGAAUACAGCCCUUCUCUGGAGCUCUCUGCAGAGGGUGGCUCUUUGCUGGGACUAGACGGGGACCAGACUGAGCCAGAGGAAAAGAGUACAGAGCAGAGCCAUGAAUAUUGUCUUGGAUUUCCUUGUGCUUCUGAUCAUCAUCAUCUACUCCUACUUGGAAUCCUUGGUGAAGGUUUUCAUUCCUCGAAGGAGAAAAUCUGUGGCUGGGGAGAUUGUUCUCAUUACAGGAGCCGGGCAUGGAAUAGGCAGGCACACUGCCUAUGAAUUUGCAAAACGGAAGAGCAGACUGGUUCUGUGGGAUAUUAAUAAGCACGGUGUUGAAGAAACUGCAGCUGAAUGCAGAAAAUUAGGGGCCACCACCCAUGUGUUUGUGGUAGACUGCAGUAACAGAGAAGAGAUUUAUAACUCUGUAAACCAGGUAAAGAAAGAAGUGGGUGAUGUAACCAUCGUGGUGAAUAACGCUGGGACAAUAUAUCCAGCUGACCUUCUUAGUACAAAGGAUGAAGAGAUCACCAAGACUUUUGAGGUCAACAUCCUAGGACAUUUUUGGAUCACAAAAGCACUUCUUCCAUCCAUGCUGAGGAGAAACUAUGGCCACAUUGUCACUGUGGCUUCAAUAUGUGGCCAUGGAGUGAUUCCUUAUAUUAUUCCAUAUUGCUCUAGCAAAUUUGCUGCUGUUGGCUUCCACAGAGCUCUGACAUCAGAACUUCAAGCCUUGGGAAAAACUGGUAUCAAAACCUCUUGUCUCUGCCCAGUUUUUGUGAAUACCGGGUUCACUAAAAACCCAAGCACAAGACUCUGGCCUGUAUUGGAGACAGAUGAAGUUGCAAGAAGCUUGAUAGAUGGAAUACUUACCAAUAAGAAAAUGAUUUUUGUUCCAUCAUACCUCAAUAUCUCUCUAACACUGGAGAGAUUUCUUCCUGAACGUGCCUUGGCAGCUAUAAAUCGUGUACAGGAUAUUCAGUUUGAAGCAGUGGUUGGCCACAAAACCAAAAUGAAAUGAAUAAAUGAGCUCCAGCUUGAGAUGUAUGCACCUUAAUGAUGUGGAACUAAGUUUAGAGUCAAUGCUUCAAAGUUUAUUUCACAUUUUUCAAGUUUAGAGUCAAUGCUUCAAAGUUUAUUUCACAUUUUUAAUAUUAAAAACAGUAGUUUGGCGGUUGCAGCAAUUGAAUGAACAAGAAUAAUUACCUGUCACUCUAUUUCUCAAGAAUAUUGAUGUGGUUUUAAUAGUCAGAUCCAUUUUUCAUUCCAUACCUCUUAAAUAUGUCCAUACUUACAUAAACAUACUUAAAAGGUCAUUUUUCUUUAAGAUAUUGCAUUUCUUUUCUUUUCAUUUAAAGGUAGACAAAGCUACCUCCCUGAGAAUAAAUUUAAAAAGAACUUUAUUUAUAUAAGGAGGGCUUAAGAUUAUUCUCAAAGUAGCCUUCCAAUCCGUAAGCUGGCCACAGAAUGUUGGCAGGUACCCAGCGUGAGCUGCAGGUUGGAGAUCAAGUUUAAGUAGGCAACUGUGCUCCAAAAGACAGAUAACUUUUAUGCAAUUCAACAUUUGGAAGCUUUCUCCCUUUUCAUCAGCCCCAAACAGUGCGAUGGUAUUCUGGCCUUUCUCUCCUGAUUCUGUCCCUUAUAUAUCUCUUAUAUGCACCAAGAGUGGGCCCUCCAUGCUUGCCACCCUUUUCGUAAUCUCUUAAAAUACUAUGACUUUACAAAAAGUGACUCUCUCUUGAAUCUCAGAGUAUCUGAAAUUAUAACCCCAUGAUAAUUUCUUUCUUUAUAGUUUAUACUUUCACAUAUCAUUGCUACCAGAGAUGUUUAGACAGUUUUGAGCUCCAAAAAUGAAAGCUAGCACAGGGAGAGGACCUAGGCUGACUGCCUAACAGUGCACAAUGGAUCCGAGAGAGGGAGGGGAAAACAGAGUGGUCUUUUUUUUUUAAUAGAAAGAAAAAUCUGAUACCCACUACCUCAAGACUAAUCUUGUUUUCUGUGUUUUUCACAUUUAUUAUAGAUUGCUUUUACACUGAAUAUCCUCCUGUUUUAUCCUCAUUAAAAACAAAUGAUUAAUAAAAACAAAAUUUUUAAAAACAAAUGAUAAA
Messenger RNA from Vicugna pacos (alpaca), 2119 nucleotides. It is a transcript of the gene HSD17B13, whose product is annotated as hydroxysteroid 17-beta dehydrogenase 13. Gene Ontology annotation, cellular component: lipid droplet. Lineage: Eukaryota; Metazoa; Chordata; Mammalia; Artiodactyla; Camelidae. The record is from RefSeq and is a predicted model, not a curated record. Gene Ontology annotation, molecular function: steroid dehydrogenase activity; oxidoreductase activity, acting on the CH-OH group of donors, NAD or NADP as acceptor.